Messenger RNA from Peromyscus eremicus (cactus mouse), 3213 nucleotides. RefSeq names its product solute carrier family 8 member A2 (gene Slc8a2). Gene Ontology annotation, molecular function: calcium:sodium antiporter activity. Gene Ontology annotation, biological process: sodium ion transmembrane transport; calcium ion import across plasma membrane; cell communication. The transcript has 10 exons. The coding region runs from base 114 to 2879 and encodes 921 amino acids. The record is from RefSeq and is a predicted model, not a curated record. Gene Ontology annotation, cellular component: sarcolemma; postsynapse; axon. NCBI's taxonomy places the organism in Eukaryota, Metazoa, Chordata, Mammalia, Rodentia, Cricetidae.
CUCAGUCCCCAGCUCCUCUCCCUCUUUCUCCCUCUCCUCCUCGGGCGGAGGCGCCCACCGCGGCGGCCCAGCGGGGACCGGACCGGCCGCACCGCAGGACCCCACCACUCCUCAUGGCUCCCCUGGCCUUGGUGGGGGUUGUGCUCCUUCUGGGGGCACCCCACUGCAUGGGGGAGGCCACUCCAACGCCUUCCCUGCCACCUCCCCCUGCUAACGACAGUGACGCCAGCCCAGGCGGCUGCCAAGGUUCCUACCGCUGCCAGCCAGGGGUGCUGCUGCCUGUGUGGGAACCCGACGACCCCUCGCUGGGAGACAAGGCUGCAAGGGCCGUGGUGUACUUUGUGGCCAUGGUCUACAUGUUCCUGGGCGUGUCUAUCAUUGCUGACCGCUUUAUGGCGUCCAUCGAGGUCAUCACGUCUAAGGAGAAGGAGAUUACCAUCACCAAGGCCAAUGGAGAAACCAGCGUGGGCACUGUGCGCAUCUGGAACGAGACAGUGUCCAACCUCACACUCAUGGCCCUGGGCUCCUCAGCACCAGAGAUUCUGCUGUCUGUCAUCGAGGUCUGUGGCCACAACUUCCAGGCGGGUGAACUGGGCCCGGGUACCAUCGUGGGCAGUGCUGCCUUCAACAUGUUUGUGGUCAUUGCUGUGUGUGUGUACGUCAUCCCGGCUGGCGAGAGCCGUAAGAUCAAGCAUCUGAGGGUCUUCUUCGUUACGGCCUCCUGGAGCAUCUUUGCCUACGUCUGGCUUUAUCUCAUCCUAGCAGUCUUCUCCCCAGGCGUGGUCCAGGUGUGGGAGGCGCUGCUGACACUGGUCUUCUUCCCGGUGUGCGUGGUGUUCGCCUGGAUGGCGGACAAGCGGCUGCUCUUCUACAAGUACGUGUACAAGCGCUACCGCACCGACCCUCGCAGUGGAAUCAUCAUUGGGGCAGAGGGCGACCCGCCCAAGAGCAUCGAGCUGGACGGUACAUUCGUGGGCACCGAGAUCCCAGGUGAGCUGGGCGCGCUGGGCACGGGUCCUGCCGAGGCACGUGAGCUGGACGCCAGCCGGCGUGAGGUCAUCCAGAUUCUUAAGGACCUGAAGCAGAAGCACCCGGACAAGGACCUGGAGCAGCUGGUGGGCAUCGCCAAGUACUACGCACUGCUGCACCAGCAGAAGAGCCGUGCCUUCUACCGCAUCCAGGCCACACGGCUGAUGACAGGCGCGGGCAACGUGCUUCGAAGACACGCUGCAGAUGCAGCCCGCAGGCCCGGGGCCAACGACGGCACGGCCGAGGAUGAGGAUGACGGCGCCAGCCGCAUCUUCUUUGAGCCCAGCCUCUACCACUGCCUGGAGAACUGCGGGUCGGUGCUGCUGUCGGUGGCCUGCCAGGGCGGGGAGGGCAAUAGCACCUUCUAUGUGGACUACCGCACAGAGGACGGCUCGGCCAAGGCAGGGUCAGACUACGAGUACAGCGAGGGCACGCUGGUGUUCAAGCCCGGAGAGACGCAGAAAGAGCUGCGCAUCGGCAUCAUCGACGACGACAUCUUCGAGGAGGACGAGCACUUCUUCGUGCGGCUACUGAACCUGCGUGUGGGCGAUGCUCAGGGCAUGUUCGAGCCCGAUGGCGGCGGGCGGCCCAAGGGGCGGCUAGUGACGCCGCUGCUGGCCACCGUCACCAUCCUAGACGACGACCACGCGGGCAUCUUCUCCUUCCAGGACCGCCUACUGCACGUGAGCGAAUGCAUGGGCACCGUGGACGUGCGCGUGGUGCGCAGCUCCGGUGCGCGCGGCACCGUGCGCCUCCCCUACCGCACAGUGGACGGCACGGCCCGUGGCGGCGGCGUGCACUACGAGGACGCUUGUGGAGAGCUGGAAUUCGGCGAUGACGAGACCAUGAAGACCCUUCAGGUCAAGAUAGUGGACGACGAAGAGUAUGAGAAGAAGGACAACUUCUUCAUCGAGCUCGGCCAGCCCCAGUGGCUUAAGAGGGGCAUCUCAGCUCUGCUACUCAACCAAGGAGAUGGGGACAGGAAGCUGACUGCUGAGGAGGAGGAGGCUCGGAGAAUAGCGGAGAUGGGCAAGCCAGUUCUUGGGGAGAACUGUCGUCUCGAGGUCAUCAUUGAAGAGUCUUAUGACUUUAAGAACACCGUGGAUAAACUCAUAAAGAAAACGAACCUGGCCUUGGUGAUUGGGACUCACUCGUGGAGGGAACAGUUUUUAGAGGCAGUUACGGUGAGCGCAGGGGACGAGGAGGAAGAGGAGGACGGGUCUCGGGAGGAGCGGCUGCCAUCCUGCUUUGACUACGUGAUGCACUUCCUGACGGUGUUCUGGAAGGUUCUGUUCGCCUGCGUUCCUCCCACGGAGUACUGCCAUGGCUGGGCCUGCUUCGGUGUCUGCAUCCUGGUUAUUGGUCUACUCACUGCCCUCAUUGGAGACCUGGCCUCCCACUUUGGAUGCACAGUGGGCCUCAAGGACUCAGUCAACGCCGUGGUCUUCGUAGCCCUGGGCACCUCCAUCCCUGACACGUUCGCCAGCAAGGUGGCCGCGCUGCAGGACCAGUGUGCGGACGCGUCCAUCGGCAACGUGACCGGCUCCAACGCGGUGAACGUGUUCCUGGGUCUGGGUGUGGCCUGGUCGGUGGCCGCGGUGUACUGGGCGGUGCAGGGCCGCCCCUUCGAGGUGCGUACAGGCACGCUGGCCUUCUCGGUCACACUCUUCACCGUCUUCGCCUUCGUGGGCAUCGCAGUGCUCUUGUACCGGCGCCGGCCACACAUCGGCGGCGAGCUGGGCGGCCCGCGGGGACCCAAGCUGGCCACCACUGCGCUCUUCCUGGGCCUCUGGUUCCUUUAUAUCCUCUUCGCCAGCCUCGAGGCUUACUGCCACAUCCGGGGCUUCUAGGGCCCUAGCCACCGCCCUGAGGUUGGGGACUCGAUGGCAUUUGCUCCUGGACCCACCUCUGUCUCUGUCCAGACUCAGCCUGGGCCCCCUGGGACUCCUCUCCUAGGCUCCCUCCUCGCCAGGCCUCUUCCUGGGAUCAGCCUCCCUGUCUGCCUGGAUCCCAUCCCUCGACUUCCCAUCUCAGCGGCACCCCGCUCCAGCCCAUCCCUUGUAAGUUACAUCUGAACUCGGAAGCCAGGCACCCACCCACCAGACACCACCUUCUCUGCCUCCCUGGACACCCAGCUGACUCUGUCCUCCCGUGUCUCCGUCCCCCCCCCCCCCGCCCCGCCGU